Fibroporia radiculosa is the source of this 2718-nucleotide messenger RNA. RefSeq lists its product as uncharacterized. The record is from RefSeq and is a predicted model, not a curated record. Lineage: Eukaryota; Fungi; Basidiomycota; Agaricomycetes; Polyporales; Fibroporiaceae. Bases 1 to 2718 code for a protein of 905 amino acids. Gene Ontology annotation, molecular function: protein binding. The transcript has 10 exons.
AUGGCUACUAGGUUGUCCGGCGUGUUCACAAUCACGAAUGCUUUCCAUUCUAAUAGAGUGGCAAUGUUAAACGACAAUGAUGCAGAGCCAUUGUUCUGCGUUGUGCCCUUGCUCGAGGUUUCCAAGGCGGAGCUGUGGACGCUGAUACCAAGCACUGCCGGUCGACAUCAACUCAGAAACAUGGGGUUCGAAUCGAGGGGCUUUCCUCGUCCCUCAUAUGGCGUGGACCCACAAGUGGUGGUUGGAUCGAGUAGCGAGUGCUGGUGGUUUAUUGAGAGAGUGGCAGGAGCGAGGUCGAAACCAGAUACCUAUUUUAUCCGGCAUAACGAGAGAAGAGAGCUUUGCUGGCGUCUCGAUGACGGGUCACCAAAGACUCCGAUAGAGCUUCUAGACGACCCCGGACACCCUCGAAACAUAUGGCAGAUUGUGCCACAUGUUGAUUUCGAUUCGGAUAGUAACACAAGUAGUCCGUCACAGAUGCCAUUAGUGGAUUCCAAUCCUGUCGUUGACGCAACCAUAGACCAUAAUGCAUCCGUGCUGCCCGCAAUGGACAUCCUCAAGUGUUUAUCUGAGACGACUCGUGUGCAUCUCCCUCAUCAUCUUGAGCUGCUGAAUCAGCUCACAGACGCAACAGGGGCCGUUCCAUCACCGAAAAUGCAACCCCGCCUCUUCGCGCUCAUUAUUGGAAUCGACAAGCACAAAGCCACAUCUAUCACAAACCUGUCGGGCGCAGCUCGUGACGCUGAUACAGUCCGAGAUUAUCUGCAGGAACAGCUUGGGGUUCCAAGUUUCCAAAUCCGGAAUCUCCGCGACGGCCAGGCUACGCGAGCUGCGAUCCUUCGCGGGAUUCAUGGGUUCUUGGAUGACGAGCGCAUUCGGAAAGGAGAUCCCAUCCUGAUAUACUAUGCUGGACAUUGUGCAACGUCUGUCGCUCCUACAGACUGGGACACCGCAGGGGCCGAGAUCCAACUCCUGGUGCCGUAUGACCAGUCAGACAAUGGCCAAAAGGGCUGCAAAGUCCACGGAAUCCCAAAUCGCACGUUAGGCGCUCUGCUCGUACGGCUCGCCGCAAAUAAGGGUGAUAACAUUUGCGUUGUCUUAGAUUGCUGCCAUUCCGGGGCCGGUACACGUGAGCAUGGCGGCGAGUCUGCCCAUGUAUAUGGACGUAUCGAGGUCGAAGCAAUCCCCUCUGACCUGGAUGAAGAUUUAUGGAAUAGUCUCCAACCAGAAGAGCGUGAAACGGCAGCCGCUACUAGCUUUUCCUAUGAUGACACUGGCUUCCGAUGUCAUGUACUUCUUGCUUCACCUAGCGCAGAAGAUCCUGCUAGGGAGACAAGCGAAAGCGGGCUCUUCACGAGAACACCCAUCGAUGCCCCUGUGAAAGAUGAAGCACAUGGACUCAAGUACACAGGUGUCGUUCAACGGAUGGCUCGUUUGCCUGCCGAAGUCCAAUCGUUUCGUGCAGACAAAGUUCGUGAUAUCUCAAUCGUCGAGCCUCGCCGUGCGCUUUGUGCCGAGUCGGAGAAAAGUGACACUGUAUCAGUCAACGAUGUGGUGCACGGUAAGACACAGCGGGAGAAGCAGAGGAGAGUAGAGGAACGAGAGAUAUACACCCCGGUUCUCAACCAAUCCGUGGACAUUGCAGAUAUGGUCAGAUCGAUCUCUAUCCGGGACGAUGAGGUGAAAUCAACUCCUGAAAGCAACCUCGACAAGUGUUCUCAUCUGGAUAAUCUUGGGCAUAAGUUUUUUAGCCGCUUCGAGCGGCUGGGAAACAUCGAAGACAUUUACCGUUCAAUUUCGAUUCACGAAGAGGCUGUACAGCUCUCCCCUGACGAUGACCCCGGCAAGCCUAUUCGUUUGAACAGGCUCGGAUGCUCUUUGUUAUGCCGCUUCGAGCGGCUGGACAAUAUCGAAGAUAUUCACCGUUCAAUUUCGAUUCACGAAGACGCUGUACAGCUUUCCCCUAGUGGAGACCCCGGCAAGCCUACUCGUUUGAACAGCCUUGGAUGCUCUUUGCUAUGCCGCUUCGAGCGACUAGGAAACCUCAGAGACAUUCAUCGCUCAAUUUCAAUGCACGAGGAUGCCGUACAGCUCUCCCUUAACGGUGACCACGAAAAGCUUACUCGUUUGAACAGCCUCGGACUCUCUUUGUUUGCCCGUUUCAGUCGGCUCGAUAAUCUCAAGGACAUUCACCGCUCGAUUUUGAUGCACGAAGAUGUCAUACAGCUCUCCCUUGACAGCGACCCUGAUAAGCCAUCUCGUUUAAAUCACCUCGGAUACUUGUUUUUAACCCGCUUCAAGCGACUGGGUAACCUAAAGGACAUCCAUCGCUCAAUUUCACUGCGCGAACAUGCCGUACAACUCUGUCUUAACAGCCAUCCUAAAAAACCUCAUUUUCUAAAAAAGCUCGGUGUCUCUUUGUUCGUUCGCUUUGAGGAACUGGGUAACCUUAAGGACAUUCACUACUCAAUCUCGAUGCUAGAAGAUGCCGUACGGCUCUCCCCUGACAGCGACUGUGACAAGCCUUCUCGUCUAAACUACCUCGAAUACUUGCUUUUCAACCGCUUCAAGCGGCUAGGUAACCCUGCAGACAUCCACUCUUCGAUUUCGAUGCAUAAACACGCUCUGCAGCUCUCCCCUGGCAAGUCUGCUUAUUUGGACGAUCUCAACCGUUCGUUGUCGAUCCGCUCUAAGCGGCUAGGUCGUCCGAGGAAGUGA